Messenger RNA from Siniperca chuatsi (mandarin fish), 4440 nucleotides. It is a transcript of the gene stk3, whose product is annotated as serine/threonine kinase 3 (STE20 homolog, yeast). NCBI's taxonomy places the organism in Eukaryota, Metazoa, Chordata, Actinopteri, Centrarchiformes, Sinipercidae. Gene Ontology annotation, biological process: protein phosphorylation; regulation of MAPK cascade; intracellular signal transduction. Bases 157 to 1671 code for a protein of 504 amino acids. Gene Ontology annotation, molecular function: ATP binding; protein serine/threonine kinase activity. The record is from RefSeq and is a predicted model, not a curated record. Gene Ontology annotation, cellular component: cytoplasm. The transcript is spliced from 11 exons.
CCAAACUGUACAUCAUCUGACCAACACUCAGCUGGCCCUCCACUAGUUUUUGACAACAACGACUCUGUCGACAAUGUUCACAUCUUGACCAAUCCCCCCAAACUGCCAUAACUUACUAUUAGACCGUUGCCUUUUUAUUUUUUGAAGUUAUACAUCAUGGAGCCGACUGCGCCCAAAAGCAAGCUGAAAAAGCUGAGUGAAGACAGUUUGACCAAACAACCAGAGGAAGUGUUUGAUGUUCUAGAGAAACUCGGUGAAGGUUCCUAUGGCAGUGUGUUCAAAGCCAUCCAUAAGGAGUCAGGCCAGGUGGUGGCCAUCAAGCAGGUUCCUGUGGAGUCUGAUCUGCAGGAGAUCAUCAAGGAGAUUUCCAUCAUGCAGCAGUGUGACAGCCCUUACGUAGUGAAGUACUAUGGCAGCUACUUCAAGAACACAGACCUGUGGAUUGUCAUGGAGUACUGUGGAGCCGGCUCCGUCUCUGACAUCAUCAGACUGCGCAACAAGACGUUGACAGAGGAUGAGAUUGCCACUAUCCUGAAGUCGACACUGAAGGGUCUUGAAUACCUUCACUUCAUGAGGAAGAUCCAUCGCGACAUCAAGGCAGGAAACAUCCUCCUCAACACAGAGGGACACGCCAAACUGGCAGACUUUGGAGUUGCUGGACAACUAACGGACACCAUGGCAAAGAGAAACACUGUGAUAGGCACUCCGUUCUGGAUGGCCCCAGAGGUGAUCCAGGAGAUCGGCUACAACUGUGUGGCUGACAUCUGGUCCCUGGGCAUCACAUCCAUAGAGAUGGCAGAGGGCAAACCUCCCUACGCUGACAUCCAUCCCAUGAGAGCCAUCUUCAUGAUCCCCACCAACCCUCCUCCAACAUUCAGGAAGCCGGAGCUUUGGUCAGACGACUUCACAGACUUUGUCAAGAAGUGUCUGGUCAAGAAUCCAGAGCAGAGAGCGACCGCCACACAGCUCCUACAGCACCCAUUUAUCAGCCAGGCCAAGCCGGUCACAAUCCUGAGAGACCUGAUAACUGAGGCCAUGGAGAUGAAAGCCAAGAGGCAGCAGGAGCAGCAGAGAGAGCUGGAGGAGGAGGACGACAACUCUGAGGAGGAGACGGAGGUGGACUCUCACACUAUGGUGAAGUCGGGCUCAGAGGGUGCAGGAACCAUGCGGGCCACCAGCACCAUGAGUGAUGGGGCGCAGACCAUGAUUGAACACGGCAGCACCAUGCUCGAGUCAGACCUGGGCACUAUGGUCAUCAACAGUGAUGAUGAUGAAGAGGAGGAGGAAGACCAGGGAUCUAUGAGGAGGCACGCCACCCCCCAGCAGCCGAUGCGUCCUUCCUUCAUGGACUAUUUUGACAAGCAGGACUCCAACAAGGCAGCCCAGCAGCAGGAGAACUACAACCACAACCAGCCGCAGGAGCAGCCCGGCUACCACAUCCAGUCCAAGAACGUCUUCCCUGACAACUGGAAGGUGCCUCAGGAUGGAGACUUUGACUUCGCUGUCACCCAGCUGAAGAACCUGGACUUUGAGGAGCUGCAGAUGCGCCUGAGUGCCUUGGAUCCCAUGAUGGAGCGGGAGAUUGAGGAGCUCAGGCAGCGCUACACCGCCAAAAGGCAGCCCAUCCUGGAUGCCAUGGACGCCAAGAAGAGACGACAACAGAACUUCUAAUUGCUCUUCCCUGUCGUCUUUUCCCUCUGGUCUCGGUUUCCCAAAGCCACCAUCACCACAACUUAUGUCCCAUUGAUUCAGAGGAACUAAGAUGUCUUUGCUGGAAGCCCACUGCUGUUCUGACUGACUGCUAAGUGGCGUCUAAAUGAAGUUAAAGGCUUCUUUUACUGGGUAACAUCCAUUUUGGCUCCUGGAAUCUACACUCGUCUGCCUUGUUUCUACACUAUAUCUAGAUGCUGUUCCUCCAUUUUACAUCUUGUAUUUGUUUCUACGGCUCCUGUAAAGUUGCUUUCCCGUGAAUGAUGCUUAGGACUGCGACCAAAGAGAGAAGUUUUGGCGAUUAUACGUCUUAAAAGUCACAAAAUGUCCCCUUUUCCAAAUGAAAUUACAUUUCAUGUCACCCUUGGGGAAUCACCAUCAACAAUUAAGGAGGCCUAUCCUCUGGCAGCGGCACCAGUAUAAUCACCAGGUCUAUGACAAGUGGUCUUUUUAUUUUCCUCAGACCUUUCAAUUUCAGUGUAAAUAUAAUAUAGAACCUAGUUUGGAAAUACCUGCAACAAAAAGCUGUGGAGGCUUGUCCAUGACCAAAGACAAUCGAGAUUAUGUUGAUUAAGUUGAGAAUGCCUUAAAAUAUUUGAAACCUGGUUUUCAGAAUAAGCAAUGUAAUAAAACAACCAAGUCGUCAGAUGGUUAAAUCCAUUUCCUCACUUGGAGAUGAGCUGGAAGUGGACUGUGGAAAGCUGCAAGAAUGGGCAGAAGUGACAAAAAUCAUGUGGAUGGUGAACGGAUUGUGCAUGUUUUCAGUUGUUGGCGGAUCAGAAAAUUCUCAACUUAUUUCGUCUUAAUCAUUUAUUUAACAAUUUUGUUGUUUUCGAGUAUGAUGCGCUUCUUUAGACAUCCAGUGCUCUGUCUUUAUUGACAGACUCCAUGCAUCCUAGUGCCUCACAACACACCUGUCCCAGUUCUACGUCGAGUUAGCACCAAAAUUCAUUCCUGAGUUAGACAAAAUAUAUAUACGAUUUCCAUACAAGCAAAAGCAUUCCAAAAUACUGUGCGACUUUUAAUGUCUGCGGAGUCUUAAAAAACCCUGUAGACUUAUUUUAAGGUUCUAAUAAUUAUGUUUUCUGUAAUUGUUCCACACUAUGAUUGAUUGAUUAACUUCAGAUUACAGCAUAACUGUCAAAAACAUUUAAACCAGAUGUGGAGCAAUCUUAUAUGUAAAGCAGGGAAGAAGACGAUAGCAGUUAAGUGCUCAGUGAAGAAGACCAAAUAGCACAACUAGUCAUAUAAACAGUUUUAUGGCUGUAGUCCAAGAAAAAAAAACACAUCAUGCUGAGAUAAAAGACUCAAGUGACUCACUGAUACUGUAUACUUAAGAAAAACAGAGCCGUGGCAUCAGCCGCACAUCUAAUGUCUGAAUUUCAGACUUAAUUUUUGUAAUUGCAUUAAGAUUUUUUUAAGCAAACUUCCCUGCAGCUCAUAUCUAAUGUUUCAGCAAUUAUGCGUGAGAAUGUGCUGGUUUUUGACAGUUUUCUGAAAUGUAGGUGUGAUGUUAUUAAUGAAGGAAUGAAGAUAUACGGUCAGUUCAUGCUGUGAGUUUUUAAUAGCUAAAAAUUGUAUUUACACAAAACUGUUCAGUGCAGUGAUCGAUUGUGUGGUUCCUUAAACAGAUUUAAGGAACCUUAUCAGAAAUGGUUGUUAAUGUUUCACAUUUAUCCUAAAAAUAUAAAUAUUGGCUGUUAUCAGAUUCUUAGCUCUCAAAUAUUGAUAUGUGUCGGCCUCAAAAAUCCAAUUUCACAAUUUUGAAUGUUUAAUUGAAAACUCACUAACACACAUAUUUGGUCUCUUCAUGAAGGAAACAAACUGCUCUGUCUGGUUGUUGUUUAGUUAUGACAUAUUGAUUUUACACACGUGCUAAUAAUGACCAUUUGAAUAAAUCUUUAAAUACAUGUGCAACAUGUCUGCAGGUUGCUGUUACAUAUGAAUGUUAAUGUGCAGUCUUGAUGGUGUGGUUCAGCCCAUACUUACUGCAUGUUAGUCAGUCAUUUUAAUAAUACUGUAAUUACCUGAAUCCAAAUUUAAAUCAGUACGAUCUUUUGAAGGAUCAUGUUUGUUUGUGGUUUUUUGUUUGUCUUUAUUUUUUCUGCAUGCAGGUGAACCUGUUCUGUCACAGAAAACAUUCUUGCCAUGAAUUGUUUUCAUAAAUGAAGUCUGCAGUGCAUUGGCAUCUUACACACAAGCAUUCACACUUUAUUUAUUAAAUGUGUUUAAAACGUUUCCUUUUGAUGACACUGGUUUAAAUAUGGUAGCUCAUUUGGCUGUUAAUAUUUUUGCCCUUUGUCAAAUAUAUGUGGCUUGAUUUCAGCGUGUUUUAGACUAUGCAUGUUAAUAAUUAUGUUUGCUAUUUAGUGGAAUGCUAUUGUAUUAGCUGCACAGAACUGUUAAUAUGUGAGCUGGAUUUUCAGCUUUAACAAAAUCAAUUUGCUCUGUACAAUUUUAAAAAGCCCUGUUUGAAAUAUGACAUUGUGGAGAAUCUGCCAUAAUAUGUACAGUUAUCUAAAAUAUGAAUCUGACCUUUUGAUAUAUAGCUAUAUGAUUUUGUUGUCAUUUAUUUCACUGUUAUAUCCGCUAUAUCAUGACUUGAGGGUGUAGAGUGAAAUGUAAGCAUUUAUGUUUGAACCACUUAAUUUAUUAUCUUUGGUUUGUAAUACUUUAUAAAGGUUUGAAAAGGUGCAAGAAAUAAUAAAACUGACUUAUAGUUAACCGUAA